AUGACGGUGUUUAUUUUUACCCGUCUGUGGCCACGUCUGGGGCAGGCGUUUGUGUUGUCUCCGGGCAGAGAUGAACUGGCACAACGGCGGCUGGUUUUCCGGGCAUUCACUCCCCCGUCUUCCGUCCGGGACCGUUAUGUGCUGGCCGCGGAAAUAUCAGCCCGUCUGGCAUACCAGCUGGCGGUAUGGCAUGAAAUUGCACAGUGGUACGGCUUCGAAUCCGUACCGGGUUAUCCUGAAACUGUGUCGGCAUUUUCACCGGAAGAUCUGUGGUCCAAUCUUCUGGGGGCAAGAGUGGCCCUCUCUCUUAUCUUCAGCGGACAGACGGCAGACAGGCGAAUGUAUGAAACGGCCAUGCAGAAUGCGCUGAAACAGGAUAUUGCCUGUAGUCUGGGAUUUGAUUCCCAGCAGACAUUUAACCGUGAAUUCAGGAAAACAGCCGGCGUGACGCCCGGACAGUACCGCAGCCAGCCGGAAUGGCGGCUUUUGCCGCUGGCAGGUCGUGCCGGCAUCUCUUUUUCUGUUCCGGUCCCGGAGAGGGUUCAUCUUCCGGAAGGCCGUAUUGUGGGACGACCACUGACGUUUUCCGGCCGUAUACAUGAGGUCCGGGAUAACGGGGCGGCGGCAUUUUCCGAAAGUGUGUUUGCCUGUCAGCAGGAGGCUCAGUGGUUGGUGGUGACGGCAAUAACGCCGGUGGGAGGCAGGAAAGGGGAUUAUGAGGUCCGUUGUGGUGUGGGCGCACCGGAUAACCCGUGCGGAAACGUCUUCUCAUGGGCCGAGGGGGAUUACCUGUCUGUCACGUUUGAGACCACAACGACCACCCAUGCGGCCCGUGCAGAUUACAUUUAUAUGAACAUCCUGCCCGCUCAUGGAGUUGUCCGUACGCCCGGGGUGGACAUACUCGUCUUUCGUUACCAUGAGGAGCGGGUGUUCUGUACGCUUUACAUCCCGGAAAAGAUGUUUAUUAUGUUACCCGGUACUGACCGUGUUGUUCUGUAUUACAUCCUGUGUUCCGCCAGAUGA
Messenger RNA from Cooperia oncophora, 1023 nucleotides. The record is from the annotation of a GenBank genome assembly. Lineage: Eukaryota; Metazoa; Nematoda; Chromadorea; Rhabditida; Trichostrongylidae.